Phycomyces blakesleeanus NRRL 1555(-) is the source of this 870-nucleotide messenger RNA. RefSeq lists its product as hypothetical. The coding region runs from base 1 to 870 and encodes 289 amino acids. The transcript has 3 exons. The record is from RefSeq and is a predicted model, not a curated record. Lineage: Eukaryota; Fungi; Mucoromycota; Mucoromycetes; Mucorales; Phycomycetaceae.
AUGCACAAGGAUAUGUUUUGUGCAAGGGGAUUGAAGGAAAUCCUGCAAAGAGCGUCAUAUUUCUUUGCAAGAUAUUCGUGGUCUGAGCGGAACCAAAAGAACACACACCGUGUCAAUCAUAUUGUUGCAGAUACUACUCAAGGCAUUAUCAUCUUUGUUAUCUAUGACUCGUCUAUGAAUAACUAUGAAUUCAUAUGUUAUAGACUCCACGACCCAUUUGACUAUCUAACUAUUGACAGAUCUUGUAUUUUGGAUGAGGCUGCUCCCAAUAUAGUAUUGCUAGCAUAUAUAUGCAGAUCAUAUAUUACACACUGUCAAGAAGAUGGAAUCACAUAUUCCAACACCUAUCUUUCUAGCCCUAAUUUUGUCCUAGAAAUUAUAGAUGCAAAUAAACGCGGCAUUUCCUCUGUGACAACUGAUCGGGAGCCACUACCAAUCUCAGAAGGCAGUCUUGAGCCUAGCUCUUGGCUGUCUUACCAGCCAUCAUUUCGACUCCCUUUCAUAUUCGCGUCUGCAACUAUGCUAGCAUCAACAUCAGAAACUGAAAACAGAAGAAUGACACAGUGUGAGUUCCAGUCUGCCUUCUUGAGAAAUUCUGAGAGACAGACUGCUAUCUUUGAUGAGGUCAUUACCUCCAUAAGUUUGCAGCUAGAAAAGAUAAAAGAUGUCUUCGUCUACUCAGUAGAGUGCCAGUAUAUACAUGCUGUGUCAUUUUGGGGAGGCAUGUUGCUUGGACAGGACAUCAAGAGACAACAAUGCAUGGGAAGACGUCCUCGCAAGAAAGUAGAUUUUCAGAGUCAAUUUUCUCAGCAGAGAAAUAAUUGCAAGAGAAGAAAGAGAAGCAAAAUGCAAAUUAUUGGCCUUUCUUAA